Penicillium griseofulvum is the source of this 1233-nucleotide messenger RNA. RefSeq names its product Aminoglycoside phosphotransferase. Gene Ontology annotation, cellular component: mitochondrion. The transcript has 4 exons. Bases 1 to 1233 code for a protein of 410 amino acids. The record is from RefSeq and is a predicted model, not a curated record. Lineage: Eukaryota; Fungi; Ascomycota; Eurotiomycetes; Eurotiales; Aspergillaceae.
AUGGACUUCGCUAGAAAAGUCCUGGACACACCGGCGCCUCAUGUGCACGCAUGGAACUCGCAGGCAACAUCGCAUCCUGUUGGGGCUGAAUUUAUUAUCAUGAACAAAGUCGAGGGUGUCCCAUUGUCCCAAAAGAAAUGGUUGAGCGUUUCGUUCUCCCAAUAUGGCAGCCUGUACUAUGCUGGAGAUGUGCAGUCCCCAGAGGGCAACCAAUAUAUCAGGGAUGGCAUGGCCGUCAAAGAUUCAGGGUUUGCUAUAGGUCCGGCUACUGGUCGGGAUUGGUCUGAUGCGUGUCGAUCAGAGUUGGGUAUUGAUAGGGGACCAUGGGCUUCUUCAACGCAGUACCUACAAGCAGUAGGAAUACGAGAGAUGGAAGCAACCCGGUCUCUGGUACCACUAAAACAGAUUGCCUUAUUCCGCGGUCCAAGAUUCUACCAACCAAACAUGGAAAAUAAGCUUACUGCCUUAUCAUGCUACCAAAAAAUCGUCGAUGCUCUUAUCCCAAAGGACGCCGCGAUCAACAACGCCUGCAUCUGGCACAAUGAUUUACAUGAUGACAACAUCUUUGUAGACCCAUAUAACCCGGAAACCAUCACAGGUAUCAUUGACUGGCAGUCCUGCCACAUAUCACCCCUCUUCAACCAUAAUCCUGAUCCAGCUUUCCUCGACUGGGAUGGUCUUGAGCCCAAGACACUCGACCUAGCACCGAGGCCGACACUCUCUGGACUUUCCCCCAAAGAACGAUCGGCCGCUAUGCGCGAUUAUACUGUUCAAAACGUGUUCAUUGUAUGGCGAAAGCUCAUGCAUGCUAAAAAUCCAGACUUAUAUCGGGCAGUCGAAUUUCGAAAGACGGCAGCGUACGGACUGAUAUCUCUAGCCCACCGCAUGUUCGAAUACGGCGAGGCGCACUUUCUAUCGCUUCUAGUCGAUCUGAAAGACACGUGGACGGGCUUGCCUGGCGUCACUAGCGGCAUUCCAUUCCCGUUUGAGUUUUCAGAAACGGAUAUCGAGCGUAUCAAACUGGACGGCGACAAUGCGGCAGUAGGAACUGAGCUUAUGGCUGAGAUUAAGGAGCAAAUGGGCGAUUUGUGGCCCGAUAAAGGCUUGAUCGAACACGAGCGAUACGAGGCUUGCAAAGCUGCGCUCGAAGAGAUCAAACGUCAGAUACUGGAUCAAUUGGCUGAGACUGAUCAGGAGAAAGCCGAAUACGAGCGUUAUUGGCCAUUUGAAUGA